Messenger RNA from Mesorhabditis spiculigera, 330 nucleotides. The record is from the annotation of a GenBank genome assembly. NCBI's taxonomy places the organism in Eukaryota, Metazoa, Nematoda, Chromadorea, Rhabditida, Rhabditidae.
AUGUGGCAAGUCGGUGUGGCUUCAGCGGCCUCUUUGGCCGCUCUUCUCCUAGCCCUAGCAUCCAUUGGUGCCAUCGUCAAUGACAUCAACGAUAUGGAUGCCGAGAUCCGAGAGGGCCUCGCCCACUUUGACGUCGAGGUCAACAGCGCCUGGUCUCGCGUCUACAGCGCCCACGUCUACCCCGCUGGCAACCCGGUAUCUCAUCAUCACAAACAAUACAACCCGGUUCAGAUGCCGCACCCAACUUCGAAUCUUUGUUCGGCCGCAAGAAGAGGAGCAACGAGCAGUGCAACUGUGGCAUGCAAUCUCGUGGAUGCCCCGCCGGUCCCC